AUAUUGGUCAUAGAUUGAAAUGAAUCGGGAUAUCUGUUAGGUUGAAGUGUUAAACUUCAUAAAUCACUAUUUAAAAGAUUAUCGUUAUCUUUUUCAGGCGAAUGAUUCCCGUUUGCUAGCAGCGGGAGAAUCCAAAACCCCAAAGCGAAGUGAGUAGGAGAAGAGCAUCUGAGCAUGAGAUACAAUUUCGACUUGUCGGAGCCCCGUGACGCCGACGACGGUGGCCGUCAAUCAGCAAUGCCAACUUCAGCUUCAACACCCAAAAAAGAACUGGAAUGGCUACCCUUACAAAACCACCCAGUCUUUUCUUCUCCCAACAGGGAUGGCGCCGCCCAUUCCUCCAACUUCACAAUGCCUAAAAACCUUUUGGCGUGGGACGGAGCUUCUCGUCUCUACUUUUGGGACUCCUACAAAAGUUGUCUGCAUCGGCUCUCUGUUCGGUUGGGCGAACCGGACCCUACUUCCGUCCUUGCCGCUUCUCCUUCUAAGGUACUGCAAGCUGAUAUGCAAUUGGAUUUUGAGGUUCAGCGAAUUUCCAUUAAUAGAAAUGGAUCAGCACUUUUCCUAGUUGGCUUGGAUGGUUUAUACGUCAUGUAUCUCUAUGGAAGGACUUCGACGAAAGAAAAUACAGUUAUAUGCCGGACAGUUUCAGUUGGUUCAGAGAUUUACUUUGAUAAAAACAACUCAAUACGCACGUUGCAGGUUUGUUGGCACCCUUACAGUGACACCCAUCUGGGAAUCCUCUCUUCUGAUUCCGUUUUCAGGGUUUAUGAUCUGUCGUCGGCCCUUGGUCAGCCAGAACAGGAGUAUUAUUUGCAGCCUGUGGAGCCUGGCAGUUCGCACAAUGCCACAUCAAUCUGCCCCGUCGAUUUUUCUUUUGGGGGGGAUCAUUUGUGGGACAGGUUCAGUGUUUUUAUCUUGUUUAGUGAUGGCUCAGUUUACAUCCUAUGUCCUGUUGUUCCCUUUGGAAGUGUGUACAAAUGGGAAUCUAUACUGGAGUUAUAUAGUGAUGCGCAUGUGUUUGGUCUGAAAUCAUCGAAUUCAAAAGCUGUGAAAAACUCAAAUUUGGCAAUCUCUUGGUUGGAAGCAACAUUUCCUGAACUAGCCCGGAAAGAAGUUCAUGCAGAAAAUGCUUCUGUACUUAGAGCUCAGCCUUAUGCUUUAUUUGAUGCGUCAAUCUCAUUGCAGGGGCCUUUACGUAAAGUAAGUCACAGCGUUGAAGAAGACUCGGUUCAUCCUCCAGUUUGUGAAGGGCGUGCUGUCAGUUUUCUUUAUGAUUUAGUUAGCAAAGAUUCUAUUGUCGUAACUGCUUGGAGUGGUGGCCAGUUGCAAAUUGAUGCUUUAGCUGAUGAAGUACAGCCGGUUUGGAAGGUCGGUAGCCCACCUCGGGUUUGUCUGGAUUCAACUGAUAGUAUAGUUGGCCUUGCAAUGAUUUGCGAGUCAUUGUCCAGUGACACCUCUAUUUUGAAGCUUGACCUGCCACCUGAUCAUACCUUAUGGUUGGGGCAUUCACCUCCUCUUUUAAGGCUGGCUAUUGUGGAUUUAGCUCUGCCCAGAAGAAGCGGUUCCAUUAUAUCAAUGUUUGUUGAUCCCCUUAUUUCAGAAAGAAUAUAUUGCCUUCAUGAUGGAGGAAUUGAUUCAGUAGUGUUGCACUUUUUUCCUUUCACUAAUCAGAGUAGUGGCAAAGAGGACAUGAUGAGAAGUCCCUCUGUGCAUCCCGUUCUUAGCACUUUCCAAGGAGAAGCAUCCUCAGCCUCCCCACUUUGUGGUUUCUUGGCUCUGUCAGAUUCUUUCGGAGAUUCAUGGAUUGUGGGUCUUACCCCUUCUUGUGAGUGUAUAGUGUUGGAGAUGGAGACUUGGAAUACACUGGUUCCCCCAAUUAUUGAUAAGGUUGACAAACUCAUAGACUCAGAGGGGCCAAAAGAUACAGAUAUUCCUACUAUCAUAAGCAAAGAGCUCCUUACUGGGCCCAGGGUAGUUCUUUUGCCCCCUUCAUCGCCUCAUUUACGCUCCGUUGCCGCUGAUUCAAUUGAAGGCCGAUCAACACUUCAUCAGUAUUUCAAGCUGUUUCACGAAAAUUAUGUGGAAUAUGCCCACAAGGUGUACUUUGAACUUCAGCAUCAUGCACCUCAUGUAAAGAAGAUCAUCGAUGACCAGCACUCUCGAUUGCACAAAGCACAGCAGAAGAUUUUGGAAGUUGAAAGGAAACAGGAAAAGAUAGAGGAUCGUAUUGAGCAUGCAGUUCAGUUUCACAGUAAGCUAGAAGAGCGCUUGCAAAGCCUGCGACACCUGCCUGCAGCACACAAGAGAUCUCUAUCAAAAGCUGAACGAGAGUUCAAGUCUGAACUUGACAGAUAUAGGGGAGUGGAGUUGGAUGCUCUGCGCUUUUCUAUUGAAGCAGUAAAUGCCAGGUUGAAAAGAUUCACACAUUCUCCACAGGCCAGUCGAUCAAAUGAACAGCGACAAUUAUCAGUGAGGAGAAAGAGCCAUGUUCAGGAAAAUGAAAUGUCACUGCUUAAAGCAUCACUUGAAAAGCUCUCACUGGUGAACAGUGAAAAUGCCAAGAAGGUUAAAGUAGUUGAAUCCGCAUUGAAAUGCCGCGAAAUAGGCACUUCAUGAGAUCACACUGGUUAUUCCCCUCAACUAUAUAUUUAGGAUAGCAUGUUGAUUUUUGCUUCUGAUGUACAAGAAUGCAAACAAUUUCCCUGGAGUUAAAAGCUGUUGGCCGUGACCACAAAAUUACUCUUUUAAGCAGCUUGAUUGCCUUUCCUAAUUUCCGGCAGGAAGAACUUAAAGGUUAGUGAGUGUUGAUCGCAGAAUAUAUGGUCUAAUUACGAGUUAGAGUAUCUUCGUGGACGAGGUUACUUCUGCAAAAGCGAUUUGUGAGGCCAAAUGUUAAUUUUGGAUGCAUCCCUUGAGUGAGGUUGCAUAUGGAAUCAUCAUGUAUAAGACUAGAAUAUUAGACGAGCUGCAUGUUUUAUAGAUUUUUUCCCUGUAGUAUAUAUGGGUCUUCCUACCCCAAUUAUUGUACUACUUAUAGUUCUAGUUUCUAAGAAGGGCAACAUCCCAUAUCAAAUAGUACCAAUGUGAUAUAAAUAUUAUUAAACUAUUCAUAUCAUCUAUAUCACGAAUUUUGAAAAGCA
Nicotiana attenuata is the source of this 3143-nucleotide messenger RNA. Its product is annotated as nuclear pore complex protein NUP88. Gene Ontology annotation, molecular function: protein binding; structural constituent of nuclear pore. The transcript has 9 exons. Bases 175 to 2619 code for a protein of 814 amino acids. Gene Ontology annotation, biological process: ribosomal small subunit export from nucleus; mRNA export from nucleus; protein import into nucleus. The record is from RefSeq and is a predicted model, not a curated record. Gene Ontology annotation, cellular component: nuclear pore. Lineage: Eukaryota; Viridiplantae; Streptophyta; Magnoliopsida; Solanales; Solanaceae.